AUGGACAAUGUGAGAGCACGCCCAGGUAAGUCAGACCUGAAGGACUACAACUACAUGGCUCUGGUCCUCGGCAUCCCCCUGAUCCUCAUCAUCAUCCUGGGAAACAUCUUGGUGUGUCUGAGCGUGCUCACUGAGCGUUCCCUGAAGACCGCCACCAACUACUUCAUCAUCAGCCUGGCAGUGGCUGACCUGCUGCUGGCGGUUCUGGUUCUACCACUCUACGUUUACUCUGAGAUCAGUCAGUUCCUGGGUGGAAUCUGGGCUCUGAGCAGCUCCAUCUGUGAUGCUCUGAUGACCAUGGAUGUGAUGCUGUGUACAGCCUCCAUCCUGAACCUGUGUGCCAUCAGUGUGGACAGGUGAGUUCACAUGCUUUCUCCUACUGUUUACUCCUAUUGCCUCCGGCGGUGGAGCAGUCGGACCCCAUCACAAGCCAGUCGGGCCAGCCACCAAGCCUUCUCUCUGGAACUUGGUGGUCCUGGUGCAACUGCAGUGAUGGAGAACCAGGACAGGGCAGCGAUGGCAGCUGAGAGUUACCCGAUGAUGACCCAGAUGGACAUCAUGCAGGGAAGCAGCCGCAGAGAGAACAGACUGAACCCUGCAAAGAGAGGACUGAGGACCAGUAAGACCAGCAGGGUCAGUGAGAGGGAACACAAGGCCAUGAAAGUCCUACCAGUUGUUGUUGGUGAGUACCAGAAACAAGACAGGACGCGAUCUUACAUGUUAAAGCACAGGUUAGUCCUAGGGGCGGAGGUCUUUGGUCCUACAGGCAGAGGUCUUUGGACCAAUCAGGAUCUGAUCUGA
Messenger RNA from Melanotaenia boesemani (Boeseman's rainbowfish), 801 nucleotides. It is a transcript of the gene drd4-rs, whose product is annotated as dopamine receptor D4 related sequence. Gene Ontology annotation, cellular component: membrane. NCBI's taxonomy places the organism in Eukaryota, Metazoa, Chordata, Actinopteri, Atheriniformes, Melanotaeniidae. Gene Ontology annotation, molecular function: G protein-coupled receptor activity; dopamine neurotransmitter receptor activity, coupled via Gi/Go. The record is from RefSeq and is a predicted model, not a curated record. Gene Ontology annotation, biological process: adenylate cyclase-activating adrenergic receptor signaling pathway. The transcript has 4 exons.